This is a messenger RNA of Musca domestica (house fly), 2429 nucleotides long. RefSeq names its product transmembrane 9 superfamily member 3 (gene TM9SF3). Lineage: Eukaryota; Metazoa; Arthropoda; Insecta; Diptera; Muscidae. The transcript is spliced from 8 exons. Gene Ontology annotation, cellular component: membrane. Gene Ontology annotation, biological process: protein localization to membrane. The coding region runs from base 167 to 1906 and encodes 579 amino acids. The record is from RefSeq and is a predicted model, not a curated record.
AGUUCUACUGAAUUUGUUCGUUCUAAUCGUUACAUUAAUUUUGUAAGCCACGUAGAAAUAUAUAAUUAUCUUCCGGCUGCUGGAUAUUACUCUAAGAUAAACAUUAUCAAGCAACUGCAAAUUAUUUCAGGAACAUCAUAAACAGGCCAUAGCUAGAAAAGCCGCAAUGGGGUUGGCGGCUAGAGCAUUUCUGUUUGUGUUAACAUUGCUUCUUGUCAGAGGCGAUGAACACAAUCACAAAUAUAAUGAUGGCGAAGAAGUUGUCCUAUGGAUGAAUACCGUUGGCCCCUAUCAUAAUCGCCAAGAAACGUAUGCAUAUUUCAGCUUGCCCUUUUGCAGUGGAUCAAAAUCAUCUAUAUCCCAUUACCAUGAGACGCUGAGCGAAGCGCUGCAAGGAGUGGAAUUGGAAUUCAGUGGCUAUGAAAUUGAAUUCAAUCGCGAUGUGCCCUCUACUGUUAUUUGUAUGGUUGAUUUGACGGAGGACAAAGUUAAAGCUUUUACCUACGCAGUUAUGAAUGAAUACUGGUAUCAAAUGUACAUUGAUGGCUUGCCAAUUUGGGGAAAAGUUGGCGAAAAGGACGAUCAAGGCAGAUAUUACAUUUACACACACAAGAAAUUUGACAUUGGCCGCAACGGACAACAAAUUGUGGACAUCAGUUUGACAACUGAGAAGAAAGAACUGUUGGCGGCGGGAUCUAAGAUCAAGUUUUCUUAUGAAGUGAACUGGAAACCUAGUGUAGUAGAAUUUAAAGACCGUUUUGACAAAUAUUUGGAUCCAAAUUUCUUCCAGCACAGGAUUCACUGGUUCAGUAUAUUCAAUAGCUUUAUGAUGGUAAUUUUCCUUGUUGGUUUGGUGUCGAUGAUUUUGAUGCGUACAUUGCGAAAGGACUAUGCUCGCUAUAGCAAAGAUGAAGAAAUGGAUGACAUGGAACGGGAUUUGGGCGACGAAUACGGUUGGAAACAGGUACAUGGUGAUGUUUUCCGAUCUCCUCCACAUACUCUUUUAUUUUCGGCUUUAAUUGGUGCUGGAUAUCAAUUGAUUUCGGUGGUAUUUUGUGUAAUUAUUUUCGCUAUUGUCGGAGAACUAUACACAGAACGUGGUUCAAUGCUGUCUACAGCUAUAUUUGUAUACGCUGCUACAUCUCCAAUCAACGGAUACUUUGGAGGAUCUUUAUAUUCGAGAUUAGGAGGUCGUAUGUGGAUUCGUCAGAUGUUGGUAUCAGCUUUUAUGGUGCCUGUGUUUGUGUGCGGAACUGCCUUCUUCAUCAACUUCAUUGCCAUUGGUUAUCAUGCGUCCAGAGCAAUACCGUUCGGCACAAUGGUUGCCGUCACAUGCAUAUGCUUCUUUGUAAUCUUGCCAUUAACCUUGGUUGGCACAGUGGUUGGCCGUAACUUGGAUGGACAACCCGAUUAUCCUUGUCGCGUUAAUGCUGUCCCCAGACCCAUACCAGAAAAGAAAUGGUUCAUGGAGCCUGCAAUUAUUAUAUUAUUAGGGGGUAUUUUACCUUUUGGUUCAAUAUUCAUCGAAAUGUAUUUUAUAUUUACAUCGUUUUGGGCUUACAAAAUCUAUUACGUAUACGGAUUUAUGUUGUUGGUUUUCACUAUUCUCACGAUUGUUACCGUGUGCGUAACAAUAGUAUGUUCGUACUUCCUAUUAAAUGCUGAAGACUAUAGAUGGCAAUGGACCAGUUUUAUGUCUGCCGCUUCAACCUCGAUAUAUGUGUAUGCAUAUUCAUUUUAUUACUUUUUCUUCAAAACCAAAAUGUAUGGCCUUUUCCAAACCACAUUCUAUUUUGGAUACAUGGCGUUAUUCAGUGGUGCUUUAGGUAUAAUAUGUGGAACGGUGGGCUAUAUCGGCACAAGUGUUUUCGUUCGUAAAAUUUAUUCCAAUGUUAAAAUAGACUAGAUGCAAUUUUUAGCUUUUCCAACCAAAAAAACUAUAUAAAAUUAAACAACAUUAUCUCUCUCUCUCCUUCUUGAAACAAAAAAGGAAAAAAAUAAAUAUGUUCUUGCUUCUCAACACUGACUUCAUAUACAAAGAAAAAACUUUUUAUAAUUUAUAUAUCUCUUAUGCAAAAUAAUAUUUAUAAUAUUAGAAUGUAAAAUUAAUUAAACUAACAUACAGACACAAGCUAUGAUAAUAGAUCAGUAACAUUGCCGUCAUAAUAAUUUUAUUUUAUGUACAUUUAAUUUUGUCUUAGUUAACGAAUAUAUUUGUGAUUAGGUUAUUCUAGGCAUCUCUCAUGUUUGUUCCGCCAAAACACGGGAAUACGAACGUGAACAGAGAACGGUUGCAAUAUUGUUUUCUACAAUUGUAUAAUUUCUGCUUAUUAGCUGGCUCCAGUAUUUACACUUUCAAAUAUUAAAAAAAACAUUGUUUAAAAGUGAAAAAUUGUAAAAAAUAAAAAAAGUAAUUUUCUGCAACAACA